UUUACCAUGUAAUGCAUUGUGUUUCAUUUCUUUUUCAGUGCAGUACUAGCAAGAUCAGUAUUUACAAAAUAUAUGACAAUUUUGAUUGAGUUGGCUAUUUAUUUCACCGAGGUGUCUAUUUUUCCCAGGUCGUGUGCUUAAGUUGUCAACGAUGGCUACUUCCUUCAAGCAGGCUGUCAACAAGAACCUCGAGUGUCCUAUCUGUCUGAGCUUCUUCAAGGACCCCAAGAACCUGACCUGCUCUCAUACCUUCUGCAAGGGUUGUCUUGAGACUCUCCUGGAGACUCGUGGAAAGCUAUUGUGUCCUACGUGCAGGGAGGAGACGUUGGUUCCUGGUGGAGAUGUGGGUAGACUGCAGCCAAACAUAACAGUCAGAUCACUUGUUGAAGAUGUGGAGACCCAGUGCUAUUCUAACGGUAAUCAAGAAGACAAAUCAUUGCAAAGAAAUGGGAACAAAUGUCAAAAACAUCCGAAAAACGAUGAAGAUUUUUUUUGUCGCAACUGUAACAAGUAUGUCUGCAGCAUGUGUGGCUUAUUAGAGCAUGCAAUUAAAGAUGCUCACACCAUCCUGGAAGCAGGCGCACAUGAUCCUGAUCAAAAGAAUCACGUCGAGGAACUUGCAGCUAAAGCGGAUGCAAAAAUAUACGACGUUGACAAGUUUGUUACAUCAGUUGUAAACCAGCGUAAAACGGUGCAUAACGUACAGGAACAACUUAACGAUGAAAUAGAUGCGACUUUUGCAAAAUCAGUUCAGGUAUUGAAGGAAAGAAAGACGGUGUUGAAAAAUGAAGUUAAGCACGGCCUGCUAGGGAAACUUGAGACUUCAUUGGGAGACAUGGAGGAGUCUGGUCGUAAGCAGAUAGACCAAAUUAAGAAAGUUCUGGACUUGGUUAGGAGUGGUCUUAAUUUUCCUCUCCUGACAGAGGCUCUGACCUCACAUAAAGCGAAUUGUCAACAGCUGGAAGAUCUUCUAAGCCGGAUUGGCCUAAAUGAGGAGCUGCCCAGGAGAAUUGCUAAGGAAGGUGAAGUUUGCUUCAGGAGUCAGGGAUCGGAUGGACUCCAGUUGGGCCAGCUAAGUCAUCUUGAGUCCAAAUGGGUUCUGCGCACGGAAUGUCAGCUGCCUGUUAACAAUAAUAUGAGCGGGAUGGUAAUAUCACCAAACAAUGAGAUGGCUGUUGGUUGCCAGAAGGGAGGAAUAUUCAUAUAUUCCGUUGAGGGCAUCAUACAAGAUACCGUUCUGAAAUCUGUUCAAAUUGUGGCAUUAGACUUCAUGCCUGAUGGUGGAUAUGUCAUACGCGACAGUAAUAACAGAAUUUCCAUGUACACAGAGCAUUGUGAAAAGCUUGAUGUGACGUUGGAGACAAUGGUUGAUUCGGGAAAUGUGUCUUCCGGUCUCACUGUAGGCAACGAUGGACUGAUCUUCAUAGGUUACAGUGCAUGGAGGAAAAUACAGGUAUUUAAGCCAGAAGGUGGGAAGGCAAUUAGAGAGAUUAAGUGUAACGGUUAUGAACCAAGGCAGAUUGUUGCGAUGACAUCCAGUCAAGCGAUUCUCGUUAAGAGUUAUUGGAAUAUGGUACAAGUGAUCAAUGAUGUGUCUGGUGCUAUCAUCCAUAGCAUCAGCAAGGAUGGUGAAAACGCUUACCCUGCUGUGUAUCAGGAUAAUUCAGUUAUCAUUGCAUGGGUUAGGCACGGCCAGAGUCUGCUGAGCAUUGUUCAGUACACAAAAGAGCUCAAAUACAUCAAAAACAUUCUCACUGAUUUCAAGAUAAUCAGACCAAUUCGAGCUUGGUACUAUUUACAAGCAUUCAAGAAGGGAGAGAUUGCUUUCUGCACUUCCCAUAGGUUUUACAUCUUCCAUGAGACAUGGGAGUAAAUUUCAGUUUUGAAUUCGAAACUUGGAAUUUAACAAACAAUACAAAAACUAAACAUUUAAGA
Molecule: messenger RNA, 1935 nt
Organism: Strongylocentrotus purpuratus (purple sea urchin)
Lineage: Eukaryota; Metazoa; Echinodermata; Echinoidea; Camarodonta; Strongylocentrotidae
Product: tripartite motif-containing protein 5-like
Exons: 1
Coding region: 152-1873 (573 amino acids)
Biological process (GO): positive regulation of DNA-templated transcription
Cellular component (GO): chromatin; nucleoplasm
Molecular function (GO): zinc ion binding; protein binding; ubiquitin-protein transferase activity
Source: RefSeq, a predicted model, not a curated record